AUGGCUGAAGGUACUACAGGAUCAUAUGUAACUAUGUCACUAGAUGAGGACAAGAGAAUUGUGGUUCAUUCCCACAUUCCUAUGCCUUCCCCUGGCACAGCAAAUGCACCUUGGUUUGACAGCAGAGAUGCUACCCUGUUUAUUGAAAGGUUUUAUCAGAUGUGCAAGGAUCAUGGGGUAAUUGACCCUAAAAACAUUAUUGAACAGUUGGCUAGGUACUGUGUUACAUGGAUUGGAGAAUGGAUGAAGAUCUUGGAAGGCUAUAAAGAAGAUAAUUGGGAAGUAUUCUCCAAAGAGAUUAUUCAUGAAUUUUGUGAUCAAGACAUCACUUACAAGAUUCACCAUCAGGAUUACCUCUGGGCAAUUACAAAGAAACUGUGUGCUUGGGAUGGCAACAUUCGCGCCUAUGUUCAAGAAUACACUACUAUUGCCAGUACAGUUCAAGCAAAUGGAAGGCUUGAUGAAUUCACUAAGGUGUCUUGGUUUCUUCAAGAGCUACCUGAGAAGCUCCAGAAUAAGGUUAUUGACAAGGUCAAGCUCAAUCUUUCAGAUGAUAUGUCACCUAUUGAUUUUAGGAAAGUUGUUCAGGUGACCAUGGAUUUGAUCAACCAGUAUGAAGGGAAUAAGAAGGUUUUUGAAGAAGAUGAAAUGAAACAAAAGAAAAUGGAGAAGCUUGAAUCCAAAUUAAAAGUCAAAGCCAAGAGCUCUGACAGCACCAAUAUUGAAGCUGCUAUUGAAAAGAUGACCAACAAGUUCACAAAUUUGGCAUUGGCCAUGAGAGUACAAUCAAAUCAGAUACAAGGGAAUUCCAAUCAGUAUUAUAUGCUGCAGAGAGAAGGACCUCUGAAACCUAUACCAAAUUAUCCAACAAAUGUGACUGUUAAUCCUACAACUGUACAAGAGAAUACUCAACUGCCAGUCAACCCCUAUUUGGCUUGA
Messenger RNA from Coccidioides posadasii C735 delta SOWgp, 939 nucleotides. NCBI's taxonomy places the organism in Eukaryota, Fungi, Ascomycota, Eurotiomycetes, Onygenales, Onygenaceae. The record is from RefSeq and is a predicted model, not a curated record.